Messenger RNA from Linum tenue, 489 nucleotides. Lineage: Eukaryota; Viridiplantae; Streptophyta; Magnoliopsida; Malpighiales; Linaceae. The record is from the annotation of a GenBank genome assembly.
AUGAGGAGCCGAAUGAUCAGCAUCUGGGUAAUCGAGCUUCGCGAUUUGGCUUACGAUGUAGAAGAUGUGCUUGAUAUCUUUGCUACAGAGCAAUUGCAGAGGAAGAUCAAAGCAGAAGCUGCUUCAGCUAGCACAAGUAAGGUUCGGAAACUAAUUCCCACUUAUUUCUCUGGCAUCAAUCCGAGAACACUCAAGUUUAAUGCCGAAAUGGUGUCAAAGGUGCAAGAAAAACUGUUAGAUUGCAGAAGAUCUCUGCAGAGAAAAAUCAUCUGGAUACCAAUGGCAACAAAAAGGUUGCCAACGACUUCUCUAGUGAAUGAGAGCAAAGUUUAUGGGAGAGAUGGAGAUGGGCUGGCCAUCUUGGAAAUUUUGAGAGCUAACCAAAGUGAUAAAGAUGUAUCUGUGAUUCCUAUAAUUGGGAUGGGGGACUUGGCAAGACCACCCUUGCACAGCCUGUUCUUAGCCGGGCGUAACCAGAGUUUGAUCUAA